This is a messenger RNA of Scaptodrosophila lebanonensis, 534 nucleotides long. RefSeq lists its product as uncharacterized. Bases 37 to 450 code for a protein of 137 amino acids. The transcript is spliced from 2 exons. The record is from RefSeq and is a predicted model, not a curated record. Gene Ontology annotation, biological process: apoptotic signaling pathway; apoptotic process; positive regulation of apoptotic process. Gene Ontology annotation, molecular function: DNA binding. NCBI's taxonomy places the organism in Eukaryota, Metazoa, Arthropoda, Insecta, Diptera, Drosophilidae. Gene Ontology annotation, cellular component: Ino80 complex.
UAACAAAUUACCGCGGAAAGGACAGCAAAAAAUACGAUGUUGUUGCUUAAAAAGGAACAUAUCUACAAACUGCUCGUAGACAAACUUUACGACAAAUGCCAGCGGAUACAAGCAGAAAAUGAACGCUCUGUUAUGAGGAUAAAUACUCUUAAGAAAAUAAUACGUCGCCGUACAUAUGACGUAGACUUGUUAAAGAGAAGGUUGGACAAGCAUGGUGAUAGCUGGCGAUCAGUGCCAAUGGCGGCUCCACAUUCCAAAGGAAAACUCGAAAAACACAAACGAGUACCCAAGGCAAAAGGCAAACAGGCGGCUGGACUGGGUGAGACUGCUGGGGCGACCAUUGGAUCCAAGCCCAGAAAGCAGCGUGUGAAAAAACAAACUACUGAAAUAACAACACCGACAGUUACACUUACGGCAGCAUCACAGACACAACAAUGUCACGGAACUUGAACUUAAAUAAUUCAUUACACUUAUCGUAUUUUAUAAUAGUAUAUUAAUACAGUUUUUAAGAUUUCGUAGUCUAAAACAAAGAAA